AUGUCGAGCUUGAGACCGCUGUGCCAUGCGCAACGAUACAGCAUCAAGGCUGAAGCUGCUUCUGCGGUGAAGCCUCUGGGACUGGAUGCUUCAAAACUCACCAUUGAGAGGACGGGAAAGCCCAAGGGACUUAGCAAGCCUGAGACCCUUGUGUUUGGAAGAGAAUUCACAGACCACAUGCUUGCGAUCGAAUGGAAUCAAGACGAAGGAUGGCUGGAGCCCAAGAUCACCCCUUACCAGAACCUCUCCCUCGACCCUGCGACAUGUGUUUUCCACUACGCCUUUGAGUGCUUCGAGGGCAUGAAGGCCUACAAGGACAAGAAUGGCAAAGUGCGACUCUUCCGACCCGAAAAGAACAUGUCUCGACUCAACAAGUCUGCCGCCCGUAUUGCGCUUCCCACUUUUGAGACCCAGGACUGCAUCGACCUCAUCUCCAAGCUCGCCAACCUCGACGCUCGCUUCAUCCCCGACAAGCGAGGAUACUCGCUAUACCUGCGCCCCACCAUGAUCGGAACUCAAAAGACGCUGGGCGUUGGUCCUCCCGGCUCCGCUCUCCUCUACGUCAUUGCGUCACCUGUCGGUCCCUACUAUCCUACCGGCUUCAAGGCCGUUUCUCUCGAGGCCACUGAUUACGCUGUUCGUGCUUGGCCUGGUGGUGUUGGUGACAAGAAGCUGGGUGCAAACUAUGCGCCCUGCAUCGUUCCUCAGCUCCAGGCUGCCAGCCGUGGUUUCCAGCAGAACCUCUGGUUGUUUGGCGAAGAGGAGUACGUUACCGAGGUCGGCACCAUGAACAUGUUUGCCGUUCUUAAGGACAAGGAGACUGGCCAGAAGGAGCUUGUGACAGCUCCUCUUGACGGUACCAUCCUCGAGGGUGUCACUCGCGACUCUGUGCUCGACCUGGCUCGUGAGCGUCUUGUUCCUGAGGGCUGGAAGAUCAGUGAGCGCAAGUACACCAUGAAGGAACUCGCUCAAGCCUCCAAUGAGGGCCGUCUGCUCGAGGCCUUUGGCACUGGAACUGCUGCCAUUGUCAGCCCUAUCCGAAACAUCUCAUGGAAGGGCAAGCUCGUCGACUGCGGUCUUACAGAGAGCCAAGAGUCAGGCGAGAUCGCCCUCAGGAUGAAGGAGUGGAUCGAGGGUAUCCAAUAUGGUGACGAGGAGCAUGAGUGGAGUUACACUAUCUAG
Molecule: messenger RNA, 1182 nt
Organism: Fusarium sp. VM40
Lineage: Eukaryota; Fungi; Ascomycota; Sordariomycetes; Hypocreales; Nectriaceae
Source: the annotation of a GenBank genome assembly